AUGCAUCAUAACAUUAAUAGUGGCGGGGUGUGGGGGCCUUCACAGAGCUCUAGGGACGAGGUAGUGGGGGCCCUCACAACUGAUUUUGGCUCUUUCUCUGCAUCAAAAGAGCAUGAUGUUUACGAAGAAGAGUACGAGAAAAAUGCUAGAACAAGAAAUAUUUCAUCUUUCGGAAUUCAAGAAAUUCCAGAUGAUCAAAAGGAGGAAAUAACUUAUCAGAAGGAAACAGUUGAUCAGAAAUUACCUGAAGAAAAGAUUAUAAAAACGGCUAUGCAUGUGCACGUGCCUGUGCCAAUGGCUCAUGUGAAUACUGAAACUGAGGAAGAAGGUAAACAGAUAAUUACAAUCAACGAGAACGUCAAAAGUCCAACUGAAAAUUUGGACCAAAGAAAACAAGAAAUUGAUCAGAAAAAUGGGGCAGGCCAAGAGGAAGAGAAGAAGAAGAUCGCUCGCUUCAAUUCUGAGAAAAUGACAAUGGAGUUCAAGCAAGAAGAAAAAACUGUCUUGCAGAGGUCACUUUCCGAUAUGAAUGAAGGGAGUGUCGAAGAAAACGAGUUUUCGGCCAUGUCAGUUGAAGAACUGAAUAGAAGAGUUGAGGAGUUCAUUCGAAGAUUUAACAGAGAAAUUAGGGAUCAGGCAGCAAGAAAUAGGCAUUGA
Olea europaea var. sylvestris is the source of this 657-nucleotide messenger RNA. RefSeq lists its product as uncharacterized. The coding region runs from base 1 to 657 and encodes 218 amino acids. The transcript has 2 exons. The record is from RefSeq and is a predicted model, not a curated record. NCBI's taxonomy places the organism in Eukaryota, Viridiplantae, Streptophyta, Magnoliopsida, Lamiales, Oleaceae.